AUGAACCAUUCAACUGUUAAUAUUCUUGCUCUAUGCGACGAGAUGGUGCUUGCCAUUUUGAACAAACUCAAUAGUAUGGAUGUAUUAUAUUCACUCAUAGGAGUCAAUAAAAAACUAGACAGUUUGGUACGGGACAUUACUUUUACUCAAUCUAUUGACUUAGUAACAAUAUCAUCAAAUGAACAUAAUGACUCAAGAAAUAAGUCAAUACUCGAUCGAUUUUGUUUUGAUAUAAUACCUCGAAUUCAACACAAUAUUGAAAGUCUUACUCUUGAUCCAUUGUCAAUAGAUCGUGUUCUUUGUAUUGGAAAUUAUUCUAAACUCCAUAAAGUCGCUCUUGUUAAUGUUCAAUUUGAAAUAGCAUCUCGUAUUUUCAAUAACGAAUCAUCAUUUGUUCACAAUUUCAAACAUCAGAUUUUGGAUCUUACUGUUACGAUCAAUGCAGACAGAACAGGUGAACAUAUAUGUAAAUUAUUCACCAAUGUCUUUACCACUAUUUUUAUAAUGUUUACGAAUUUAAUUUAUCUUGAUUUCCGUUCGAUCAAUGAUUGCUUGUCUUCACCAAGGUCACUUAAUAAGUUCCUAUCUCCAACAAGUUAUUCGUCAAAUAUUGUUCAUUUGACUGUUAGGGUGUACAAUUUUAAUGAUUGUCUUUGUUUACUUGAUGGAGAUCUUAGUCAAUUACAUACAUUUAUUGUGCAAGUUGAUACAAUUUAUAACACAUCAAUGAUUAUUAAUAUUAUGAAAACGGUUUCCACUCUAAAACAUUUCUCGUUGACUUCAUAUCGUCGCACAAGAGAAUAUGACAACAAAAUUUUGCCAUUGCUUCGUCAAAUGUUACAACUAGAAAAACUUACAUUAUCCCUCCGUGUCUGUAGUCGUACGUCUUUAAUUGAUGGCACUCAUUUGCUUAAUGAUAUUCUUAGCGAAAUGUCACAUCUACAUACAUUUAUUUUCAACAUUAUUACUCAAAGUACCAUGAUGAACGAAGAACUUUUACCAACACCUGAUGAUGUUAGUCGUCCGCUCAUACAAAGAGGAUAUAAUGUUGGAUGCUAUACUGAUUUUUGUCAAAUGGAAAUGUGCCAAUGCCAUAUUUACUCGCUUCCGUUUACUAUGGAACGUAUGGACACGUUGAGUAAUAAAUUUCCUGGUGGGUUAUUUAUGACUGUUCGUCACUUAGUGACUCAGCAUUUAUUUCGUCCAUUCGAACAUGAUUUUUUUGUUCGAAUCUCUCAUGCUUUUCCAUUACUGAAUAAAUUGAUACUAAUGAAUAAAAAUGAACAAGAGGAAAAGUUAACAUAUCAGAAAAAUGAACAUGAACAAACAUCUUCGAUUAUUGAAUUUUCUCAUCUUAUGAUACUUAAUUUCACUAUAUCUGCUCUCGACUAUGCGGAACAGUUUCUUUCCGACGUCAUCGCACGUCUGCCGUGUCUUAACACAUUAUGUAUCAAAUAUAUAGACUUGGUAUGUGUAACGCAGAAUUUCAGAAAUAAUGCUGCUCGUGCUAAUUGUUCAAAAUUACAGCAUACUAUCUUCGAUUCACCACCAACGACAUACCCAGAAAAUUUUUACCAUUAUUUUCCUUUGUUGUGUUCUAAAUAA
Molecule: messenger RNA, 1605 nt
Organism: Rotaria socialis
Lineage: Eukaryota; Metazoa; Rotifera; Eurotatoria; Philodinida; Philodinidae
Source: the annotation of a GenBank genome assembly